Molecule: messenger RNA, 1119 nt
Organism: Symbiodinium natans
Lineage: Eukaryota; Dinophyceae; Suessiales; Symbiodiniaceae
Source: the annotation of a GenBank genome assembly
AUGCUCUGCAUAUGGCAAGCUUCCGGGAGCCAACUGGCGUCCAUUCCUGUGGAGAACGUGACGGACGUGCUGAGCUUGAAGCGGCACCUCGGCAGCCUCUGCGGCGUGUCGCGAUUUCGGCAGCGGCUCCUUCAGGAUGGUGAGGUCCUUAAGGAUGAUGUCCAGCUCGUUGCACCUGGAGACCUGCAGUUGGUACUGCUUCCCUUCUGCCACAGCAGCGACGGCCACAGAGACAGCGUGUGCAAGGCGAUUGCACGCGGCAGCGUGAACGGUGUCGAAGCCCUUCUCCAGGCUCCUCACGACCCUGUAGCAUUGUCAACGCGUAUGUGGACUCCUUUGGUCAUGGCCUGCCUGGCGCGAUCACCACAGAUCGUGCAGCUGCUCCUCGAGGCCAGGGCUGAGGUCGAUCGGGAAGCACAAGGCCAGACACCCUUGUUCGUCGCAGCAGCGAAAGGCAGCGUGGCUUGUUCGCAGCUCCUCUUAGACUCCGGCGCCGACAAGGACCUUGCUUGCCAGCGUGGCAAGACGCCCGUGGCUGCAGCUACCGAAGCAGGCCAUAUGGGGGUCCUGCGCUUGCUGUUGGAGGCCAGUGCCAGCUGCGACCCCAUCAGGAAUAUUGAGGGACUUCCAACAACUCCGCUUUACCUGGCUGUUGUGAAGGACAGGCCAGCCCUCGUGGACAUGCUGUUGAUUGCCAGGGCCGAUGCAGAUCGGGUUUGCGCGCGAGGAAAUACACCCCUUCAUGUGGCUUCUGAAAAAGGUUUGCUGGAAGCUGCGAGCUUGCUUCUGCAAGCCAGGGCGAGCACAGAUCGGGUCCGCGAAGCUGGGGAGACCGCCUUGCACUUGGCCGCAGCCCGCGGCCACGCGGGAGUGGUCCAGAAGCUGCUCGAAUACAGGGCCGACAAGGACAUGGUCUGUGCAUCCAAAGGUGCUACAGCCAUGGAGCUGGCGUCUGCUCGUGGCCACCACGAAGUUCUGCAGCUACUACUGGGGAGGACUCUGGCGCCCAUGCCAUUCGAGGCUUCUGCCGGCUCCGCUGCGGAGCCCCCAGCAUCGCGCAAGCGGGGCCCAAGUGUAUUCCGUAAGCCGGCAGCAAAGGCCAGGCACGCGCCUGCCUGA